Molecule: messenger RNA, 1025 nt
Organism: Glycine soja
Lineage: Eukaryota; Viridiplantae; Streptophyta; Magnoliopsida; Fabales; Fabaceae
Product: ubiquitin carboxyl-terminal hydrolase 3-like
Exons: 9
Coding region: 57-767 (236 amino acids)
Biological process (GO): protein deubiquitination; ubiquitin-dependent protein catabolic process
Cellular component (GO): cytoplasm
Molecular function (GO): cysteine-type deubiquitinase activity
Source: RefSeq, a predicted model, not a curated record
CCAUCUUAGAUUUGACUCUUGGUUGAGAGUGAGUUUGGAACUUGAAAGAAACUAGAAUGGCCACUUUAGACGAACGCCCUUCUGCGAAAAGGUGGCUUCCUCUCGAAGCUAACCCUGACGUCAUGAACCAGUUCCUUUGGGGUCUUGGCCUUCCAGUGGAUGAGGCAGAGUGCGGUGAUGUGUUUGGCUUAGAUGAAGAGCUUCUGGAAAUGGUUCCCAAGCCAGUUCUCGCCGUGCUUUUUCUUUAUCCAAUUACCGCGAAGUCUGAAGAAGAAAGGUUGCAACAGGAAAACGUAAAAAAGGAUUAUAGCAGUAAAGUAUAUUUCAUGAAGCAAACCGUGGGUAAUGCUUGUGGUACAAUAGGGCUGCUUCAUGCACUUGGGAACAUAACCUCUGAAGUCAAGCUUGUUGAGGGUUCAUUCUUUGAUAAGUUCUUUAAAUCUACUGCAAGCAUGGAUCCAUUGCAGCGGGCUGUAUUUCUUGAGAAUGACAGAGAGAUGGAAGUUGCUCAUUCAGUAGCCGCCACUGCUGGUGAUACAGUGGCAUCAGAUAAUGUGGACACUCAUUUCAUCUGCUUUGCUUGUGUGGAUGGUGAACUGUAUGAGCUUGAUGGAAGAAAGUCAGGACCAAUAUCUCAUGGUCCAUCCUCACCAAGUACUUUGUUGAGGGAUGCAGCUAAAGUCAUCCAGAGCAUGAUUCAGAAAAAUCCAGGUUCUCUCAACUUCAAUGUCAUUGCAAUAUCAAAGAAAUCCAAGGAUGGACAUUAAGGCAGUCUAUUUGGGUGAAGUAAUUCUUGAAGUUAUCUGCAGUAUAAUCCCCAGUCAUCCAUGCAGCUUUAUUCACUUUCCCUGUAUGUUUGUAUGCUCGGAUUUUUAUUUUCAGUCAGUGGCAUAUCAGGUUGAGCAUUUUUCGUUUCAAAUAGAUGCAGUGCGAGUAACUUUGAGCUAAAAGAACAAACUGAGCUAAAAGUUGGGUUAACUGGCGUUUUGAUUUUAAUUUUUUUUAAUAAAAAAUAAUUCAAGCAA